This is a messenger RNA of Drosophila ananassae, 4325 nucleotides long. RefSeq lists its product as uncharacterized. Bases 930 to 2081 code for a protein of 383 amino acids. The record is from RefSeq and is a predicted model, not a curated record. The transcript is spliced from 4 exons. Lineage: Eukaryota; Metazoa; Arthropoda; Insecta; Diptera; Drosophilidae.
GGGCACAAUAAUUUUUUAGUUGGAGCGCAGCGCUAGCCGGUGACGGGCGACGGGCCAGAUACAGGGCCACACAGACGACCUACCCGGACGAGCCGAGCCACAUAGUAACGCCGUAGUAAUCAACAAAGUCAGCAGGCGUAGGCGGACCCCAGCCACAGCCACAGUCAAUUGUGCAACUGCAAGCUGGAGGAGAAAACCAAAUAGAGGACUUAGAGCGACAAUGGAGCUGCCCCCGGCGUGCCAUCUUCAGAUUGGAUCUGCGGAAUAGGCAUCCGACUAGAAGCCGCGAACGUGGACCCAUCGAACGGUGUCCCUUUUUACGGAUUCGUGUGUCUGGCUUCCGUUCCGUUCCCGUGCCAGAAAAUCGAUAAUUCCGUGCUGUAUAAGUUACGGCGAAAGGUGCGCGGAUAUCCCUCGGAUCCACUCGGCCGGGCGUCGGGACAUCGUGCCUCGUCGGCCAUCGUCGGCUGGAGAGUAAAUCAGAGCCAGAAGCCAGAAUCAGGAAGCAGAAUCGGAAUCGGAAUCAGAAUCGGACUCGGAUGAGGAGGGGAGGGGGCCGAAGCAGCGCGUAAAAAUAACAAACAAAAAUACAUGUGGAGGCGUAUAAAUAGAAACAGCGUGUGAAGCGCAACAGCGAAAAAAGUAGUAGUAUGUAGUAAUAGUAGUAGAAGGAGGAGCCAAAAGGGGGGACACCAACCGAAGCGCAGUCGCUAUCGACAGUGACUGCGACUGCGACAGAGACUGCGACUGCGACAGAGACUUCGACUGCGACUGCGACUGCGACUGCGACGUCGUAGUAAGUUUCCUUGAGUGCGUGUGUGUGGGAGUGUGUGUGCGUGCAGCCUGCGUGGGUUGCAUGGAAUGUAUAAUAAAUAAAGCAAAGUCCCAGGCACAGCGCCCCAGUCCCAGUCCCAGGAGCUGAAAAAACCAUGAUAAAGUUUGUCAGGCAGAAAAAUCGCGAGAACUCAUUAAGGGAAUCCAAAAAUUUUCUGCGUAAAAAGCGUGAAUCGAAUGACUCUGGCACCGAAUCUGAUGGUGAACUCCUCGAUGUGGAAAGUUACUUAGACGUGGACAUGGAAACUAGUGUUGCUGGCCAAAAGAUAGCUCCUGCCAUGAUGUGUCACCAGCAGACCUCGUCCUCGUGCGCCCAUCUCAUGUACGACCAGCACAGCUCCGAGGAAGAGCUGGAGGUGAUCAACGGGCCCUCGUCGCAGGGCGGCCAGCAUCCCGGCGGCACGGCAGCGACGGGCGGGUCCUCGUGCGCCUCUCGGAUCUCGAACCGGGGAUGCGCCUCCUCCCUGGACACGGAGGCGCCAUUCGAGGAGCGGGCCACCACCUCCAACUCGAAGCGCUCCAGCUCCUCCCUGAUGGUGGAGAACCGGAAGCGGUCGCUGGCCCACAGCUCCGACGACGAGCUGCGAAACUCGCUGGAGCCGAUCUUGACGCCGGUCAAUUUCCGCACAUCGCCGCCACUGGAGGCGUUCAAGCCAAAUCGAAGCCAUAUGAUGUUCCGCUCCACAACGCCACUGAUAUUAUCGGAGGCCCGAUGUGGCAUCGAAAAUAUUAAAUUAUGUGAUAAUAGUGUAAACGAGGAGAACGGCGACAACGGCGGCGGUGGGGGCGGCGGCAAGUGCGCCAAAAUCGGAACUGGAUCGGGGACCGGCGGGAACGAGAACGAGCCGAGCGUGAUCAAGGCCUGCAGCAGCUCCCUGAAGAUGAGCAACAGCAGCCACCACAUCUACCAGCCGCUGCCGAAGUACAGUUUCCACUACAACAGCUCCCGGAGCAGUCCGGCCAGCACCACCGGCCUGGACAACAUGGAGGUGCGGUCGGUCAGUCCGCCGGCGAAGCUGUUCCACUGCGCCAUAUCGCCCCGGAGGCGUCCGAGCAACAACUCCAGCGCGCCAGCGGGAUCCUCCGGCGCAGUCGCGGGAUCCUCGUCAUCCACAACGACACAGAACGCUGCCAACUCUGCCGGAAACGGAGCGUCCGCGUCCGCCGCCGUCGCCGCCACCCAGAGACUGCAGCGACCGCAUCGGCCGUGCUUAGAUUUUGAUAAGAUGCAGCAGGUGAGUCUCUAAUGCAGAGCGCGCUAACAGCCAGCAGCGGAGCAAGGACGAAGGCUGGAGGGUGGAGGACGAAAAGGUAACGGAUAGGGGCAAAUCAAAGACUUUUUAUACGAAACCUCAACAGGAACAGGAACAGAAACAGUAACCGUAACCGUAACCGCAACAGCCACUGAAACAGAUCCGAAAGCGAAACUUCAGGUCGGGAAGCACACCAUCUAGCAGCAACAGUCGGAGGAUAACAAGGUCCAAACCAAACUAAAUAAGCCGGAGCAGCAGCUUCAGCUGGAGCUGGAGCUGAAGCUACAAUUAAAGGACAAGCAGCCCAAGGAGAAUAUCAUCAAAUCAAAUUAUAUAAUUAUAAAGGUACUUCAAAUUUUAAAGCAAAGCAGCAACCAGAAACCAAAAACCAAAAAUGAAAACGAAAACGAUAACAAGAAACCUAAAAUUUACAAUAGAAGCAGCUAUUUUUUCACACUUUUAAACUGGAAACUGUGACAAGCGAGGAGGCACGAACAGAGAUCGUAUUGGGGAGCAGGGAUACAGAAUCAGAAACUGAUCAGAUCGAGGUUAAGAUUUAGGUGUACGACGUAGCAACUAUGAGGAGGGAGGGAAGCCCCGUCAGUCGAAGCUGACAACUGAAAACUGUAAAUAUUGUAUGUGUGUGGAGGGGAAUCCUUUGAAGAAUUGGCACGCCAUCAGGGGGAAGAGGACGCCUCUUUUAAGGGGCGCCAGAAAGUAUUUUAAUUUUUUAAUAGGAGACCGGCGAACGGCAACAUGGUGAUGUAGACAGAAGACUCAGAACUCGAAAAAGAGCGAAAUUAUAUUUCUAUAGGGAUGCAGGAUGCAGGAGGCUGGACACUUGGGAGGAGGAGGAAAUAGUAGGGCAGACAAUGUGAAGUAACAAUAGCAACUGAAGUAAUAUAAACAGAAACCACAAACCAAACAUAACUUUUGUACGCUCCGGAGUUGGAAGACAGUAAUAUGUGUUUAAAGUACGAGGUGGAAUAGCGAGCUAUUUUAUAAACAAUAUUCAAUUAAUCCGCAAAUAGGAAACCGGCUUAGGAGGAGAAACAAACCAAACCAAAAAGCUGCCAUCAACAUGCAAGCGUGGGAUGAGGGCUCCUCAGUUUACCAGACAUGGUUGAUUGGGAAGAUUGGCGAUCCAGUACGAUUAUUAUGCGAUUGGCAGGCGUUUGCGAGCUCAUAAGUGUAUUAGUAAUUAACCCUUCUUUGUCGACUAAUUGCAACCAGGAUCAGAAUCAGGAUCGGGAUCAGGGCCAGGAGCUGGAGCUGGAGAACAGAAGGCAGGAAGCAAACCCCAUAUUCAAUUUAAACGAAAAGCUAAACCCAGUAACGUGUGCAACCAUAGCAGCGAAACAAAAAACAUACAUUCUUAAGUACCAUACAUAUAUAUUAAAGCCAGAGGGAGAUAUUCAACGUAAAGCUAAUUUUAAAUCGUACUGCUACUCGGAGGGCGGGCUAAAUUUCAGUUCUAAUCCUACAGUAGUCGCCGCGAUCGCAAUUCUUUCAAUAUCCAUCUCAUCCGAACACUGAACCACACACACCUCUAACACUCAGCCACACACUCAACCUACCAAAUAGCAUAAUCCACACCACCAAGACACCAAGAUAUAUAUACGACAGUAGGGAGGACUAGGACUAGGACUAGGAGGGUUAGGAGCUCUCGUAGGUCCAUGGAGAUGGGAGGAGGACAGAUUAUAUUAUAGAAGGUAUGCGUCGGAGAAACAAAUCGAUGAAGGAUAUCAAGGACUGAUCGUACAUUAGGGCGCGAGGGAGGAAGGACAGAGAAACAUGUGAAGCAACCAAUACUAGGAUUUUAGUUUUAAGUUCUGAAGAAGGGAAAUUAUUGUGAAAUGAAAUGAAAAAGUGAAACAAACACGGAAAGCACACACAAAUCUAUGAAACGCAGGGCUGCAAGGCUGCGGGGCGAUUAUGUUGAAUAUUUUUGAGAAACAAAGAAACAAAAUUAUGUUGUAAACAAAGAAUACAAAGAUUUGAUUGCGUCCGGGCCCGGUGAGAGGCACAGGCGCCCGGCACUUGUGUUGUACAUAGUUACAUUAAUAAUACAAUAUAUAUUUAAUAUAUAUAUACAUAUAAUUACUCACUAAAGUAAGUCGAAGAACGGUACAAGUGCAAAACAGAUGAGAACAAAAGGCGAAACCUUUGAAAACGAAAAGACGAAAGUGAAAAGAGACGACAUGAAAACAUGAAAAAUAAUAAAGAAAUGCUCUGCAA